Rotaria sp. Silwood2 is the source of this 2034-nucleotide messenger RNA. The record is from the annotation of a GenBank genome assembly. Lineage: Eukaryota; Metazoa; Rotifera; Eurotatoria; Philodinida; Philodinidae.
AUGAAGGAAGAAAUUAAUGUUGCACUUGAACUACUGUGCUCUUAUGUUCAACGAUAUGGUUCAAUAAAAGAAGAAUCAAUCGAACAAUUUCGCACACAACUUGAAAAAACUUUACUUGAACAUUAUCAGGGACAUUGGUAUCCUGAUAAACCUAUCAAAGGACAAGCUUAUCGUUCACUUGAAUUCAAUAAAGAAAAUGAUUAUUGUGAUGUUGUUGUUGCUGAAGUAUGUCAUAAAUUGGGUUUUACACCAAAGUUACUUGGUAUCCAACAAGAUUUAACAUUAUGGAUUGAUCCAUAUGAAGUUUCUAUAAGAUUGGGAAAUCAUGUAUGUCCAAAAGAUAAUCAACAAUUAUUAGUUGCUCGUUUUGAUAAAGACGGAAAUGAACUUAACCAUUAUGAUCUUGAUACAUUAUUAUCUCAAAGCCGGAUACCUAUGGUUAAUCGAUUACGAGCAUCUCCAACAAAUUCCUCACCAUGCGAUUCAGUUAGUAAUUCGGGUGCUUCAACACCACAACGUACAUCAUCACCAUAUCCAGUAACACAACCAUCCAUGUAUCAUAAUGGCCCAUUAUUUACACCACCAAGAGCUUUAUCACCAGGAGCACCAGUUUUUCAUAUGGCAUCAUCAAAUCCAAUCAAUGUUCCAUUAAAAUUACAUCCAUUAGAAAAUAGUAUUAACAUCGAUGAAGGUUUACUUAAUGAAGAAAAUCAUAGUCAACCUGAACGUUCGGAUACACCACAUUCAAUGAAUAGUACAACAUCAAAUGAAUCAUCUGAUAGUGGUUAUUGUGGUUAUGUUGAAAGUUAUCCAUAUUAUUACAAACUCAAUCGUUUAUAUAAAGCAUUAGCCUUACAAAAAUAUAAUACAAGUCCACAACCAGUGCGUAAAGCUCAACAUAAUAAUCGUCGUGUACCACAUCAAAUUUAUCAACAACAACAUAUUAUGUUUCCAUCACCUUUUUCAACUUCUCCACCAACACCAACACCAAUGAAUAUUGAUCAAUUAGCUCCUUUCUAUGAAGAUCAAUCAUUAUAUCCAAUAUCAACGGCUGCUAUUGGUAAUCGAAAAUCUAAUAAAUUAAAAAAAGUUCGUUUUGGUGUUGUUGCAAGUCGUAAACCAAAAUAUGCUGAAGCAGCACUAGAUUUUCAAAUAUUAUCACGUCAAUUUCGUCAAGAAAAUUGUCUUGAAUAUGCAGGUCUAUGUUUAAUACAAUCAUCACGUUGUUUUUCUGAAUUAAAAUCUUCAACAAGUGAAUUACAAAUGUUACUUGAAGCUGCAUCAAUAUUUAUUGAAAUUGAAUUACAAUUACAUGAUACAAAUACAUUAUCAUAUCAUGAAAAUUUAUCAUUAGCAUUAUCAACAUAUCAAUUAGCACAAAAAAAUUUACGUGAACAAAAUGAACGUUAUUUAGCUGGUUUAAUUACAUUUCAAGUUGGAUUACAUUUAGAAAUAUUAGAAAAAUUUCAUGAAAGUGAACGUCUUUUUUCUAUGGCAUUAGAUUCAUUUCAAGAUUUAUUAUCAAUACAAAUAUGUAUAUAUCAACGUUUAAUUAAUAUACGUAUUGAUAAUGAAAAUUAUAAUUUAGCAUUACAAACAAUAACAAAUCUUAUUGAACGUUUAAUAAAAACAUCAAUAAAUGAUAUAAGUUAUCGACGUUUAUUAGCAUCCUAUGAUAUUUUACGUCUUUUUCUAUUACUUAUAUUACAACCACAUCCACAACGUCUUCGUUCGGAUUAUGCAAAAACUUUAGAUGCAUAUACAUGGGAAUCAUAUGAAAAAUUAAAUAUACCAAUGUCAUAUUUAGAUGAAACACUUUUUUAUUUAUUACAAUCAAUAACAUUAGCUGUACAAGCAAAAGAUUUAAAUCAUAUUGAACAAUUAGAAUAUGAUUUAAAUCAACAAACACAAAUUAAUUCAAGACAUAUUAAUUUAUUUCAUAAAUUAAAACAAAAAAUAUCUGGACAUUUUAUUGAUACAUUUAAAUUUGAUCAACAUACAUCAAUAUCAAAUAAUAUAACAGAUUAUCGAUAG